AUGCGCGGCAAUCAUGCCGGACAGGGCGGCGCCGCCAAAGUGAGAGGCGCAUCUGCAGGCGACUCGCGCGACGACCUCGCGCUGCGCUUGCUGGCCGUCGCAUCGCAGCUCACCUUGAAGCGCGCCCUCGAGAUCCGCGAGCUGCAGGCCGCCACCUUCCGCGUCAGUCUUCUGCCGGCGAGUGCUCCAGCGGUGCAGGCCAUGAAGUCUGCGACAGCGCCGUUCGCCGAGGGGCCCCGCGCCGCUGCCGCCAGGAAAGGAACGGCGCCGGCCGGCGAGCCCCACGCCCACGCAUGGGCGGCAUGGGCGAUGAACGCGGUCAAGAAGACGUUCGACAAAGGCCAUGUGAAGGUUUAUCUCGCUACCAAGUCGACUCCAGACUGCUCGACGCUGGCGGGCGCCGCCAUCGGCCACCUCCUCAAGCAGGGCGGCAAGGAGAAGACGGGCCAGGCCCCGCGCGGCGGCAACGAACGCCCCCUCCAGACUUUGCACGAUCAGCUGAAGGAGGUCGUCGGCGACAAGAGCAGCAUGACAGAUGUGGAAAG
Prorocentrum cordatum is the source of this 545-nucleotide messenger RNA. NCBI's taxonomy places the organism in Eukaryota, Dinophyceae, Prorocentrales, Prorocentraceae. The record is from the annotation of a GenBank genome assembly.